This is a messenger RNA of Prinia subflava (tawny-flanked prinia), 9198 nucleotides long. RefSeq names its product testis and ovary specific TOPAZ 1 (gene TOPAZ1). Bases 1 to 5940 code for a protein of 1979 amino acids. The transcript has 20 exons. Lineage: Eukaryota; Metazoa; Chordata; Aves; Passeriformes; Cisticolidae. Gene Ontology annotation, biological process: spermatocyte division. The record is from RefSeq and is a predicted model, not a curated record. Gene Ontology annotation, molecular function: protein binding; metal ion binding.
AUGCCGCAGUUGAGGUCAGGGAAGGUGGUGAGAGCCAGCGAGGUGAUGCAGGUUGACCCAGAGGUCAGCAGCCCCGGCUCUUCGGGGGCAGGGUAUGAGCCAGGGGAAAAUGUGGUAGUCAAGCGGAGUCCUCGCCUGACACCAAAGAGGAAGCUUGAGCAGCCCUUACCUUCCUUUCCACAACCUGCCAGGCUCUCUGGUGCUUCCCUUAAGUGUUUUGCUCUUCCUGUGCCCGUGCAGAAGGAGGAAGGUGAGAACAGACAGAAAUUCCCAGGUAAAAAAAACAAGGGAAUCCAACAUAGGAAGUCUCCCAUGAGAAGCAAGGAUGUAGUUUCACCAGUUUCAGACGCAGGUGAGUGUGAAGAUUGGCAAGCAGCAGCCACGGCUGCAGCAGUGUGCUGGGAAAAGACCCUAAGAGGGACAGGUCAAAGUCAACAGCUGUUUUUCUCAGGAACUACUUUGCAGAAUAAGUUCUCAGCAGGGAUUGGAAGGAAUGAACAUUGCUCAGAAGACCUGAACUUCUCAGGUUUCCACAAGGGUUCAAGGAGCUUAGGAAAAGAAGGCAAACAUUCCUGUAUGGAAAUAAAAUUACAAGUCCCAUCCUUGAAGGAUGAAAUUAAGAGCACAGAGAGACAUGGAAUAUCCUGUUUUCCAGAACCAGAAGGUCUUCAACCCGAAAAGGUCACAUGGAGUACUGAAGUGAAAUGCACUGAUUCCAUAAUGAUGCAGAAUAUGCAAAUCCCAGAUGUUAGGAAGAAUUUGGGUGCUCAGGAAGCCAUGCCUGAACCAAAACCUCAGGAAGAGGCUGAUAUACCAGAAAAGUUGAAUGGGUGUCCAUUAAUUGGAUCAAGAACACUAGGGACACAGGAAAGAGAAAGGAGGUGCUUUGGCAGGAAAGGCAGGGGAUCAGUGGUGAAACCAAAAGCAUAUGGUCCCAGAGAGAGGGGUAGUUGUGUCUUGCUAGAACAGCAUACACAGUGUCCAGAGUCCAGGAAAGGAGCUCUGAGUAUGAGGAACAGAAAUGCAUUGCUGUCACAGCAGCUGCAGGAUCUGAGUGGACAAGAGCAGCCAACAACCAGAAGGAAGACACAGAAGCGUUGCAUGAAGGAAGAGCAGCAGCGCUUGAGCCCCCUGGACAGCCCAGGGGAAAGUGAGGAACAAUUGAAAGCAAUUGAGCAAGACUCUAGUACUUCACAGGGUGUGAAGAAGGUUAAGAUGAAGCAAAACAGGGCAGAAGAUUCCAAGGAAAAGGAAUCUCUCUAUUCUAGUUCUCCAUUUUCUGCGUCAGGUGACACUGAAAGCAAGAGCUUUCUAUGCCGUGCUGUAACAAAAGAGCCUGUUGUGCAGUGUAGGAAAAGGCAACACAGAUGUGGUCAAAUCAAGCACUUGCAAAGUUUAAAUGUGACUGCAGCUGAAAAAGUGAUGAACAUGCCUGCAAAAUGUGAACAUCGCAGUGAUGUCCUACACCAGUGUGGUGGCUUGCUCUGUGCAACCCAGAAGAAUCCAUUUGUGGUGUUAGAGGACUGUAGUUACAUCAAUACAUUAGUGAAGCCUUCAGCUAGUGGAACUAUCAACAGUUAUAAAUUAAAUGGAUUCUUCCAUGUAGCCCAUGGUACUGGAGACCUGAAUGAUAGAAUUUGCAGCACUAGUAGAAUGCAAAAUGAGAGAUCACUCAUAAAAGGUGGUUUGUCAUCUAAUAUAGAAAAGAAUGAAAAUGAAGAAGGUUAUGUUUCAUGCUGCCUUAGUGAAAGCAGUGAGUGUUUAAGGGGAAAAAAGUGGAAUAUUGGCAGAAAGCCUAGAAAAAAUACGAAAAUCGCAGAGAAAUCUGCAGACGUGGCUAGUAAAUGCAAGAAGUGUGAGUUACAAACAGAAGCAGCAGUUGCCAUGUCAAGCUCAUUUGCAGUUCCACGACUAAACCGUACUCUCUCAGCUUCAUGUGAUCGUACAUCAGAUUUUGAUACAGAAAAAUAUACUCGUGAAGUACAAACUGUAUCAGCCUGGAGAAAGAACAGUACCAAAUUACUUGCAUUUGAAACUGGCUUUAAGAAGACAUCUGAGCUCUCUGUAAUAGUAAAAGAAGAAAAUUCAAGCAGUGUGGCACGUUAUGCAGCUGCGUCAGAUAGUCUGGGAGUGUUAGCUCAGAUCCAUGAUGUUUCUGAUCAUCACAAAAGCAAGACAGGAGGAAAUUUGAACAAAGUUAGUAAGAAAUUGCAGCAGUUUACCUGUCAAAGAGCAAUACCCAUGACUGGUAAAAAAGUUUGGCCUGUUGAAUCUUGUGCCAGGACUUCUGAAUGGUUUCUUAAAAAUCGUAAGUCCGUCUCAAAAGGAGAAAGACUUUUAAAGGCUGCUUUUGAGGAUUCCUCUGAUAAAAGCAGUGUUAAAGCUGUAGGACAUAGUGCAGUGACUGAGAAUGUGAGACAGCUGGAUUUGUAUACAUCAGUGGCAGAAAUUACAAAAGAAAUUACACAUAAAAAGAUUGAUUCAAAUAUUGACUGUCAGGCUUCCCUUGAAACAAUGGAAUCCUCUUCUGUGGAUGUUUAUGAGACUUUGACAAUGAACAAUGAAAAUAGGGAAUCUCCAGUUAAUACAGCUAGAAGUGCCUUGGCUUUUAACAAUGAUGAUGUGCAAGAAGUUAAAGCAACCUUGAAUUUUACAGUGAAACAAAAAGAUGAAAAUGAAGGACAUGAAAGACAUGAAGGACAUGAAAGAAACCUGUCUGUGACAGUCCAGAAUGUUACAAUAAAACAAAAGGAUUACAGUGGAAGAGAUGGGACAAAUAGAAACCUGUCUGUAACAGUACAGAACGACAUAAUCAAACAAAAGAAUAAAAAUGAAGGAGAGGUAACAAACAGAAACCUGUCUGUGACAGUCCAGAAUGGUACUUCUACAGGUAACACCAACAGUAUAAACUUCAGCCCUAAAGUAUUAGUAGUGAAUCAGACAUUUUCUGAUUUAGACCUAAUUAAACCAUUAACCUCUGGAAACCUGACAAUAUCUGUCCAUUCAUUCGAAACCAAAACUUGCAGUCCACUGGAGCUUCUUGAAAGCACUAGUCCAGGAAGGCAGAGGACAGGUGAAGAUACUUUCGUGGUAAAAUCUGAGCAGUGUCCUCUUCCUGUCAUGAGUGAUGCUACAUCUCCAACUUCCAUACAGAAAAAAGCAGAUGAGAUCGACAGUAAGGACUUCCAGCAGAAUGGCUCUGUAAACCUCUCCGACGAGAUGUCUGUGCUCCCUGAAAGUUUUUCUGCAUAUCCACAUCCACUUCUUGAUGAACAGCCAAAGCCAUCUCUGCCUGAUUUCUGUGGUACUGAACGUGUGCUGAAAUCUAGUUUUCCUGAGCAUUCUUGGAAUGCAGUCGACCACCUUGUUGGAUUAGAAAUAAAUGGUGAUAGAAAAUCAAGAGGGAUUUUUUCACAACAAAAAAGUCAAAAUGUACCAGAUAUCCUUGAAGCUUACAACCAAGAUGUUCUUGUCAUUGAUGUGAUUCAAGAUGAUCCUGACCUUUUUGGAACUGGUAAUGAAGAGGAGCUUGUACCUGCACACUGUGAGGAUUGUCCAGUGAAAGCAUCCUCUGCAAAUUGCAUUAAAGACACAAAGGAGUGUAUUAAGCCUGAGUCUCCUGUUACCUCAGAAAAGACAUAUUCAGUAGAGAGUAGUUUUAGAUGUAUGCAAGACUCUGGAAUGUCAAGCGACACUGAAAAUUCUUGUAAUUUGGUGUUAAAAGCUGAAGAUGUGAAAACCCACAACUCCUCCAGAGGAAGCAGUCCUUCAGGAGAUGUUAGUGAGGACUUUCUUAAAGAUACACAACAGAGCAAACUAGAUGAACUUUUGACGAGUUUGGACGUGGAUGAAAAGCUUGCAGAUGGAAUGCCUGAUGUUGAAGAAGAGAAUAAGAAUGAAGCUGAAAAAAGUGACUGUAAAUACAAAGUGAACAGUGAAUUGCUAUCAGGAUCGCCACUGAAUGACCGAAAAGUAAAUAUCUCCAGUGAAGCUACAGAGAUGAAAUCCUGGACAAAUGGUUACAAAUCUUCAGGAAGAAGUACUUCACUGCAAUUGAAGAAUUGUCGAGAUUUUGAGCCAUGGAAGAUGGACAAAAAUGCAAUUGCUUCUCAUUCAGUCCAGCAGAUCCUUGAUGCACUUAAGCUGCCCCGUAAAUACUGCAGAUAUUAUUUCAUGACUUCACGUGGGUGUGAAAGAACAAAAUGUUGGUUCUCUCAUGUUCCAGGACAAGGAGAUGAAAAGAUUUGCAUGGCAAUUCUUAGGACAUAUAUUAGUAUCAAAGAAUCAGGCCUCCUGAAACGUGCAGCCCAAAUAUUUAUGCAGUAUUACAAAGAAGUUACUCCUGGUGUGGAUUUUGCUUCUGAAGUGCUGAAUGAUCUUCUUGUUUCAUUACUCAAAAACAGUUUGUUGCAGGAAGUAUUUCAGAUAUUGAAUGUAAUUGUACAAAUCAAGACACUGCCAGCUGUAGAUGUUCUUCUGAAAGUUUUUGAGCAUGUGGCUUCUUUGAAUAUAAGAAAUGCAGUGCCUACAUUAAUCAAUAUCUUCUGUAAGCUCAUUGAUGCUGGUAUGUUCCUUGAGUUAGAACAUUUUGACUACAUUAUUAAGUUACUUCACCAAUUGCAAAUUUCCAGUUGGGAAAUGACUGCUGUUUCGAACAUAAAAUCCAGAUUUAAGGAAAAAUAUUUUGAAAAGGCAUGGAUUUUUGACUUCAACUUGGCCGUGGCUGAAAUUCAGCAUUGCAAGGAAAAAAGGGAUUGGAUCAAGCUGGGAGCUUUGUAUCUUAAUGCAAGAACUGGAUGUGAACAUUUUGAUGAUCUUCAGAAAUUGUUUUUAUCUAUUGCUGAAGUUCUAGCCAAAGAUUCUGAGACAGACGGACCAGGAGUCCCUUUUUGUGAUUUUGCUGAUGCAGUAAUGAAAAAUUCACACCAUAAUAAAGCAGACAGAAUUUUCAUUGGAAGGACUGGGAUAAGUGUAAUGUAUUCGUAUCACAAAGUACUGCAGUGGGGAAAGGGAAGCAAGGUUUUGGAUAAACUGCAUGAGCUACAGAUACAUUUUAUACACUUGAAAGGGCUUGUAGGUGCAGGGAGGUCAGCAUCCAGAUGUCAGAUUGUUAAUAAAGCUGCAGAAAUCUUUCUUCAUUCUGGAAAUUUGGAUGGAGCAACAAGGGUAUUGAGAGAGUCAGAGUGGAUCACAGAUACACCAUUGUGGCCCUGUGAUAAAAUGGACAUCCUCAAUCGACAUAAUCUGUUAUGUGCAAUAGUGCAUAAAUACUUGAGGAAGAAUUUGUACAGGCAGGCAUUUGAAGUUGUGCAGAACUUACCAGGUUUGCAGAAACAUUCUGAUACUGUAGAUGCUUCUCAAUACAGCUGCCUUUUUAACAAGCUGAUAAAUGCAUGUUUUGAGAACAAGAACCUUGGGGUGUCAUCUUCUGCAGUAGACUUCAUGCUUUCCAAAAAAAUUGCUAUUGAUUUUGUUUUACUUAGAGGAUUAAUCACAGCUUUGGGAAGAAGUUCUUUAUGGUCCAAAGCUAGGACCUAUUACAAAAAUGCUUUAUCGCUGGGUUGCUACCCAGAGCUGCAGGGAAAUUUGUGUCACAGACUUCUGAACAUUCCAUCUUACUUGUCUGAAGUUGAGAUGCUGUUGACCAUUGAAAUAUUUCUUGUUUCAAAUGCCAGUGAUAUUCAAAGUCCAAGGACUACUAGUCUGAGACUUCAAAUAAUACUGAAAAGAUCUGAAGAUACAGUUCAGAAUAACAGUGCCUAUCACGGGGCAGUGGAGAGGCUGAUCCAAGCGGCUCGUUUAUCUGAUCCAAAGCUCUUUCUUAAGCAUAUGACAAUGAAUGUUAACAUGGAAGAAGUUUACAGCCUGGAGCAUUCCUCUGCUCUGAAGUGGCUUCAGGAGAAUAUGAAAUGGGCUGAGAAGGUGUGGCUGUUUCCGUAGUUACUAAACAGUUUCCACUGUGUUCGAAAUGUGCCUUUCUGAUUUACAGCAAGGUUUCGAACUCAAGUUGUGGUUUUAAAUACUAUAUUGAUGAUAAUGCAGAUAGUAGCACAGAAAGAGUAAUUUUUUUCCUAACUGUAUAAACUGUGACACUGGCUUGCAUAGAUAUUUUGCAAUGGCAUCCCCAGAUAAUGAGAAGCUGCAGUCUCAUUCUCUGUUCUUACAAAUUGGCAUGUAUCUUAUUCUUACAAAGAAUUGGCAUGUAGGUAAUGAUAUAAGUGUAGUAUAAGCAUAGAUAAAAGUGUAGGUAAGUGCAUUGGUUGAGUGCAUCUACUGUUCUUGAGUGAGACAUUUUCCACAUUCAUUCAUGGUCUGUAGAAGUAAUAACUGUUUUCUUUGUCUGCCUCACAGUAACUUGUGAGGUCACUGUCCCAGCUGUUUGCACCUUAGAUCUUAAUUUCUUUGCUCCAAAAGCCCAAGAAAAAGCACUAUGAAUAAAAUAACUUCAAAAGCACUUGAGACAUGCCUGACUUAGGAUACCUUUCCUUACAGAACUGAGUCUACAGAUGUUGCUCACAGCUGAAGGUUUAGUUGAUAAUUUUAUUAUUUAUUUGAUAUAGACAAUAAUAGCUUGUGUAUGGUUUCACAUUUGUAUAUAUGAUUACUUUCACUGAAAAGGAAAACUUGCUUUCUCCCUUGAUUGUGCUCUUAGAGAGAGGUGGGUUUGCCCAUCUUCUAGAUUCUGCCAACUGCACGAUAAGAUGAAGACUUCUAGCAAGCUUCUUCCAUCAUUCCUGCUUCAGGAUUUCUGCUUUUUUUCCACCUGAAAAAUCAAUCAAUUCAAAGCAUGAGUUGGUUAAGUCACACUCUAUAGCCUGAGUAAGAAGAACCAAACAUUUAAUAAAAUGUUAAUUAAAACAUUUUUAAUAAACCAGAAAGCCUCUCAUGGCAAAACAAUACUGUCAAAGUAAUUUGCAUCUGCCAAAGUUGAUACUUACUGAGCUCACCACUUUUGUAGUGUUGUUAGUUUAAAUCUCCAGCACCGACCUUUAUGAACUUGCCAGUAAUACAGUUCUUUUGGUCCUGCUCUCCAUUGCUUUUAAAGCCUUUGUUUUGAACACUUAAGCUCUUUCGGGUAUAGAAGUUUAUGGGUUUUUUAGGCUGUUCCAUCAUAAGUGAGAUUAAGAUGGUGGCACAGAACCUUAGUGUUUGAAAAAUGUCUCUGCUUUGGGAUAGCAUGUGUCUCUUCCCAGUUCCUGCAGCAUUAUUGCAGGUGUCCUUUGCAGCUGUAAGCCUUGAAAGCCGUCAUGACCUUAGUACUGGAUGGUUGUGUGGACGGUUUUGGUGUUAGGGGCUUUUCUCUUCGGGGGAGAUUGCCACUCCAGUCUUGUGGUUUAUGCCAUUAAUCUGAUGUCAUGAAUCUGAUCAUCAGUUGUUGGAUUCCUGACCUCCUCAGGGCCAGGUCCUGGUCACUACCACUUCUCAUCCAGUCCGUGAGGGAGUUGCUGCUGGUAGAGAGAGGGUUGAAUCUGAUGACCACCAGGAUCACCACUUUGCUCCUGUGCCACCUGUACAGAAAAAUGCUAGGAUAGAGAGAGGGUCUUGUCUUUUCACUGGGUAUCAUUCUUCUGUAGGGAUCAUCUGCCUGCCUUGUAAAAAUUGGUAGAUCCAGUACAAAUGGUGCCAGAUGACAUUUGAGUUGGAGACGUUCACCUCAGUCUUAGAGUACAGUUAGCACUGUCCAAACAAACUUUGGGUGCCAUCCCUUCACAUUCACGAAGAUGGUUCUGUCAUUUAUAAGGGUAUCCUCAUCAAAUCCAACUGGAUUCUGCUGCUUUUGCUUCCCAGUAGCUGAAAGGCUGGGUAAGUAAUCAGGUUUCAGGUAAGGGAUGGAAACUGGUGCUCCUGGAGCCACUCCAGCAUUAGUGAAAGCGAUUUUGGAAGGUUCCAACAAACUAAAACUGGUAGUAAGGGAUGAAGUAAUUUUUGGUAAUUACUUCUUACAAGAUCUUUUGCGGCUUAACCUCCCUUGGAAUUAGACAAAGGCUAUGUGACCCUCAGCUAAAUCCCACAUUUCUGUAAGUGGUACCCGAUGUGGCUAAUACUGUGUUUGACAGGCACAAAAGGACAUAAUUCUCUUUGUAAUCUGUAUGGCUUCAAAACUUGGGAUGUUCUAGAGACAGCAGAAUUUUUUCCUCUUUAAGCAACCUUGAAUUUUCACUUAGAUCAUCCCCAGAACAAAACUCCAAAUGUUGCUUUAUUUUUCAGACAGAGAUUAAUCAAUUGACCUUCAAACUUAACUUGGAACUGUGUAAAAUUUUUGCAGUGUUUUGGCUCCAUCUCCUGAGUGUCAUCUUCAGCUGAUAGGAUGUAAUCUCAGUCAUGUUUCAUAUUAACAAGCAAAGCGAGCUCCCCACAUCAUUGCUCAGAAGUUUUGUUACAACUGAGGCUUCUGGUGUUUGUGUCAGUAUAGUGUUUCUCCCUGUAUCACCGUGAUAAACCAGUAGGCAACUGAAACAACUUUGUUGUUAAGUCCGGUAUUUCAUGGUUUUGUUCUGUCUGGGUCCCCGUGAAAUACAAUGCAAAUCUCAUCGUUUUGAUGUGUAUCACAAGGCCAGAAAGGUUUCUUGAGUAACAUUCUUGGUAUUUUGGUAACAGAAAUUCCAUGUGCCAAACAGGACAAAACUCGACUGUCGAAUGGAAACAAGCCUGGAAAGAUGGAAAAAAUAUCCUGAAGAAUAAAAUUAAGUACAACAGAGACAAUGCAGUUUUGCAGAGCUGGCCACUCAGUAGACCAUAUUUUUGCUUUCUCCCAGUAUAAGUUAAGCUGAAAGAACUUCUAUGUUUGACAUUAAACAACUUACUUGGUAUCAUUUUUCAUCUAGGAAAUAAGAUAUAUAUUUACGUGUUCGCAGAGAGAGACGGAAAAGCGUGCAAAUAAAAACUUCCCUGUGCUGUGCUCAGUAGCGUGGAGUAGACAGUGCUGUGCUCCUUCAGUAUGUUGUUAGAUGCGUGGGAAAUUCCCUCUGUGAAAAUCUUUCCUCAGUUUUCACUGAUUACAGUGUCUUGGAAAGAUUAUUUUUGUUGAGUGUGGACAGUUUCUUGUAACAGUAACAGGAUAAGGUGGUUUGGAAGACUUACCACAAUUUCAUUUCAAAAUAUUGAUAAUUUUGAGGGUUUCAAAAUGUGGGACAGAGGUGAGAGCAAUGAGGGAGGGAGGGAGAGCCUUUUGGAGGAGUUAAGUUGUUAAUAAAUGUU